CAGAGUCUCACAGACAGAUCUCCCUCCUUCCUCUACUUCUCCGGUGAUCUUAAACCCUUCAAAAAUGCCUAGUCGACGGCACGUCGUUGUCGUUUCGCUCACUACUCUUCUCCUCUUCUCAUUGUUCGCUCUGUCUUCAUGCAAGGCCGUCGAAAAUGACGAUGACGAAGAUCUCAGCUUUCUCGAAGAAGCUGAUGACAGCUCUUCUUCACAUUACCACUACCCGGAUCCGGCCCAUUCCGACGAUGAUGAUGAUUCCUAUGACGAUAAUUUCGGUGACUUCUCUAGCUACGACGGGUCGGGGGCCAAUCAAGAGGCUUACAAACAACCAGAUGUGGAUGAUAAGGAUGUCGUCGUUUUGAAAGAGAGGAAUUUUAGUGACGUUGUGGAGAAUAAUCGAUUUGUAAUGGUGGAAUUCUACGCUCCCUGGUGUGGUCACUGCCAGGCUUUGGCACCAGAAUACGCCGCCGCAGCGACGGAGUUGAAGUCUGAGAAUGUGGUUUUGGCGAAGGUGGAUGCAACAGAGGAGAAUGAAUUAGCGCAUGAGUACGAUGUUCAGGGAUUCCCCACUGUCUACUUUUUCGUCGAUGGGGUUCACAAGCCUUAUACUGGUCAGAGAACCAAAGAUGCCAUAGUGACCUGGAUUAGGAAGAAAAUAGGACCUGGCAUAUACAACAUAACAACAUUGGAUGAUGCUGAACGCAUAUUGACCUCUGAAAGCAAAGUUGUUUUGGGCUUCCUCGACUCUUUAGUUGGUUCUGAGAGUGAGGAGCUAGCGGCUGCUUCAAGACUUGAGGAUGAUGUAAAUUUUUAUCAAACCGCGAAUCCUGAUGUGGCAAAGCUUUUCCAUAUAGAUCCAAAUGUUAAACGCCCUGCUUUGGUCCUUCUCAAGAAAGAGGAGGAGAAGUUAAACCAUUUUGCUGCAGAUGGCGAAUUUGUAAAAUCUAAAAUAUCGGAUUUUGUGUUGGCUAACAAACUUCCUUUGGUCACAACUUUUACGAGAGAAAAUGCCCCUUCAAUUUUUGAAAGUUCCAUCAAGAAACAGUUGUUGCUGUUUGCAACUUCAAAUGAUUCAGAGAAGUUUGUCUCUGUAUUCCAAGAAGCAGCGAAAUUUUUCAAGGGAAAGCUAAUCUUUGUACAUGUGGAAAUGGAUAAUGAAGAUGUUGGAAGGCCUGUUGCAGAUUAUUUUGGUAUCACUGGAAAUGCUCCCCAAGUAAUUGGAUACACAGGAAAUGAUGAUGGAAAGAAAUUUGUGCUUGAUGGCGAGGUGACCAGAGACAAAAUUAAGGCAUUUGGGGAAGAUUUCCUCGAAGACAAGCUAAAACCUUUUUAUAAAUCUGAUCCUGUCCCUGACAAUAAUGAUGGUGAUGUAAAAAUAGUUGUUGGGGAUAAUUUUGAUGAAAUUGUCUUGGAUGAGUCAAAGGACGUCCUCCUUGAGAUUUAUGCACCUUGGUGUGGCCAUUGCCAAGCACUUGAACCAACAUACAACAAACUGGCAAAACAGCUGCGUGGCAUUGAGUCUCUAGUAAUAGCCAAGAUGGAUGGAACAACAAAUGAGCACCCAAGGGCAAAGGCUGAUGGAUUCCCUACUCUUCUCUUCUUCCCAGCAGGGAACAAGACUUCUGAUCCUGUUACUGUUGAUGCAGAUCGUACCGUGGUGGCCUUGUAUAAAUUCCUCAGAAAACAUGCAUCAAUCCCAUUCAAGCUUGAGAAACCAGCCUCAACUCCGAAACCCGAGAGUCCAGACGCCAAGAAGAGUCAGAGUAGCAGCAGCGACGUGAAAGAUGAAUUGUGAGGCUUUAAAUGAUAUUCUAUUUAUGGUGGUUAGAUUCAGAUGGAUGGUGAUAGAAUGACCUCGGGAGAGAAACAAAUACGACUUCUCCUUUACUGUUGAGCAAUAACCGGGAUGAAAUGAAGCUCUAGGCUGGGCUGCUAGAUAUAGGAGGCAAAUAAUCGACACUUGUGUUGUUGGUCCUCAACUUUUCCUUUUGUUUAGAAUUUUGCGUGAUGCUUAAUAAACAAUUGCCUCCGAAGUUUCAUCUUCAGCUUUCGUUCA
Messenger RNA from Neltuma alba, 2056 nucleotides. Its product is annotated as protein disulfide isomerase-like 1-4. Gene Ontology annotation, molecular function: protein disulfide isomerase activity. NCBI's taxonomy places the organism in Eukaryota, Viridiplantae, Streptophyta, Magnoliopsida, Fabales, Fabaceae. Gene Ontology annotation, cellular component: endoplasmic reticulum. Bases 65 to 1795 code for a protein of 576 amino acids. Gene Ontology annotation, biological process: protein folding; response to endoplasmic reticulum stress. The transcript has 12 exons. The record is from RefSeq and is a predicted model, not a curated record.